Molecule: messenger RNA, 687 nt
Organism: Rotaria sp. Silwood1
Lineage: Eukaryota; Metazoa; Rotifera; Eurotatoria; Philodinida; Philodinidae
Source: the annotation of a GenBank genome assembly
AUGUUGUUGAUUAAACUUGGACAGUUCAACAAGGCUCAACAAUUGUAUGAUAUCCUGGUUGAUCAAGCCACUAGUGAUCGAGAAAAAGCACAUAUUUAUCAUCAGCUUGGAUGGGUCAAGGAUCGUCAAGGAAAAUAUGCUGAAGCAAUUACAUAUUAUAAACAAUCAAUUGAAAUUAAGCAGAAGAUUUUCUCUCCAACUGAUGCUGGUUUGGCUGCUUCUUACAGUGGUAUUGGUCUGGUGUAUGACAAGAUGGAUGACUAUUCAAAUGCAUUUUUAUCUCAUCAAAAAGCAAUAGAAAUCUAUCAAAAAUCUCUUCCUUCCAAUCAUCUUCAUUUAGCUACUUCUUACAAUAAUAUUGGUUUGAUUUAUUCCAAGAUAGGUGACUAUGCAAAUGCACUUUCAGUUUAUCAAAAAGCAUUGACUGUUCGCCAAAAACGACUUCCUCCGAAUCAUCCUGAUGUAGCUGAUUCUUACAACAACAUUUGUUUGGUAUAUAAUAACAUGGGUGACUAUUCGAAUGCACUUGCAUCUCAUCGAAAAGCACUGGAAAUAUAUCAAAAGGCUCUUCCUUCUGAUCAUCCUCAUCUGGGUACUUCUUACAACAACAUUGGCUCAAUAUAUCAUCAAAUGGGUGACUAUUCGAAUGCCGUUUUAUUUUAUGAACACGCUCUUGAUAUCCAAUAA